AUGGCUGGUGAAGAUAAAUACAGCAAUUGGGGUGCUUCAUCAGCGUUUAGUGCCAGGAAUCAAUCACCCGUACCGAAAAAGGAAUUUAACUUGUUCGGAAAUUCUUCCAGUCGAAAGAGACAAGAAUCACCAUUUGAUAACAACAACGACUUGUUUUUACAACAAUACACAACUAAUGUGCCUCCCCCUGGAACGAAUUCAAAGGAAUCACUUCUAGAUAAUUUUGUACAGAAACAUAAUGGACCUUUAAACUCAUUCAAAAUUAAUAAUGCUUUCAAUUUACCUUUCAAUGCAAAUAAUCAUCUGUCCAAACUAUUUAGUAAUAAACCACCAUCAACACAUUUAACUAUUGACCAGAAUGAUAAAACGAACUUAUUAGAAACCAAUCAUAGAAAAUCCAAAAUAUCAUCUUUUGACAUACCUAAACCAAUAUCUCAAGAAACAAAAGAACCAUCAUCGACACAAACCAAACCUAAAUCGAAAUUGGGUCAGUUAUUCAGUUUUUUCAAAAAAGAUGUUAACAAAGCUAAAAACAAAAUAGAGACUGCAUUUAAUUAUACAACACCGAAAACAUUAUCGAAUCCCUCAUAUAAAGCAAUUGAUGCAAGAAGAAUUGGAAGUAUGAGAAGAUUGAUUUUAAAAACUAAACCUAUAAAGUAUCAUUUGAUCGACGUAAAUAAGGUAUUGAGUGCUAGACAGAAAAUGGUUGUUACGUCUUCUAUAACAGCAAGUAAACUAAUAACUCAAGAUUCAAGUGACGAGGAGUUGGAUGAAGUUGAAGAAGUUGAAUUGAAACCAUUUCCAGAUAGUAUUAAAUUCAAAGAGCCAGUCGAAAUGGAAGAGUCAAAACCUAUCAACAAUAUACCGGAACAAAAAAAUUAUAAGGGCUAUUGGUCGACUCCAGAUCUUGAAGUUAUCUCCGAAUAUGAUGACGACCAGUUGAGCCGUAUCUCAAAUUUUAUUAUAGGUAGACGCGGUCAUGGACAGAUUGCUUAUGAUUAUCCAAUCGAUUUAACCAAAGUUAAAGAAAAUGCAGAGAUAAAUGGUACUUCGAUUGCUGAAGAACUUUUCGAAAAAACAAUAGUUUUUGAUAGACCAGUUGUGAAAGCAUACAUGGACGUCGAACAGAAACCAGCAAUUGGGUUUGAAUUGAAUGUACCUGCUACAAUCACGCUAGAAAAUGUUAGACCUAAAGAAGGUAUGUCUAUUGAUGAUCAUAUCAAUGUAUUAAAAAAUCAAACUGGAAUGGAGUAUGUGAAGUUUGAUCCAUUGACUUCGGCUUGGACAUUUAAAGUGAAACAUUUUAGUGUUUGGGGAUUAAUCGAUGAGUCUCAGACAGAUUUAAUGACUUUAAAGAGGAAACAGGAUGCAAAUGAAUCAGAAGCGAUUAUUGAGUAUUCUCGAGUCUACGAAAAUGAAGACAUAGAUCAAGAAUUGAAAAAGCAGAAAUUGAAUGAAAGUUCAAGAAUAGUACCUGGUGGUUGGACUUUACCGCCUGCAUCCGAGAAAGAAGAUCUUUUGCUUUUGAAACGUUCAUUAGUAUCAGACGAAAUAAGUGACAUUUUGAAUCAGCAUAAGGAAAAUGAUCUCAGUGGUCAGGUAAAUGGUAUUACAAUUGAUUCUGACGGUGAUAUUGAGGAAGAAGAAGAAGAAGAAAUUGACUUUGCCGACUUGGAUGACGUUAAAAUCAAUGCAUACGAGCCAAUCAUAACUGACGCAUCUGCAUUUGACGUGAUACGCAAUAGGUCUGAUUUUCCUACAACCAAUAAUUGGUUAUUACAAUUAGAGUUGGCCAACCAAUAUAAUUCUGCCAUGGCCCCAAUGGCUGCAACUCAACCAAAAGUGGAUCAUUUGACUAUAAAUAAGGUGGAUGACAUUUUGUUUCCUCGAUUCAAGAAAAAUGAGGAGGACGAAAAAGAUGAUAUACAGGUCGAUCCCAUUGAAAAAAGUCCUACUUUUGAUACAUUAACUAACCAAGAUAUUACAACAAUUUUCAAAACAAUAUUAGAAUAUGGAAAAAUUACAAAAAGGAAAAACCAAAUACCAAAAAUUACACAACCUCAAAACAUAAAUUUUUCUGACUUCAAAUACAGUUUUCCUCAAAAUUCACCAAUACAACUAGCAAGCAUUAUAUUUGAUUCAGCAAAAUCAGAACAAGAAACCUCGGUAAACUUUGGUAAUUGGCUUCGAAAAUAUAAUGAAAAAACAACAAAAGCAAUUUUUGAUGAAAAUGAAGAUGAUUUGUUAUACUGUGCUUUCAUCAGUUUUUGUUCAAAUGAUAUUAACAAAGCAAUCGAAUACUCCUUGAAAGCGAAAAGUGAACAUUUAUCCGUCAUACUUUCCCUGGCCACACUACAAAAUGAGUUGAUUCAACUGUUGGCUCAAGAACAAUUACAAAUAUGGCAAGAAACAAGAAGUUUGGACUAUAUUCCAAAGCCUAUUAUUAAAUUGUAUCAAUUAUUAGCUAAAUCACUAGAUGAGGUAACUGACGACUUACCAUGGAAUCUUGCAGUAGGAGUUAACUUGUUUUUCAAUCAUACUAAUGAACCAUUGAAGUCUAUAAUUUCAGAAUUUGAAAGUGUUUUAACAACAAAUGAUCCUAUAACUGAUCUUCUCAGGUUCUUUGCUGCUGGAUAUGAUCAUGAUAAGGUUGCUAAUUCGAGUUUGAGUAAUUUAUCAAAAUGGAUUUUUUCCGUCGUGUCGAAUAAAUUCGACUAUAAUGAUAUUUCUGAAAAGCUUGGAUCUGAGUUGGAUUCAGCAGGCUAUUGGAAAGAAGCAAUAAUUGUUUACUCUUCAAUAACGGAUGAUUCUAAAGCUGGUGAUCUCAUCAAAGGAGUAAUUAAUAAGAAAGUGCAACAAAUUAAAAAUUUAGAUGCUGACCAAGAGUCAUAUUUGAUUAAUACAUUACAAAUUCCAAAAUCAUUGGUGUAUGAAGCAGUUGCUAAUGAGAGACAAAAAUCAGGAGACUACUGGGGAGAGAUAAAUGCAUUGAUUGAAGUUGGAUUUUGGGAAAAGGCACACGAUGCUAUAGUUAAUCAGAUUGGUCCAUCUGUAGCGAUAUCAGGUAACUCACUAGAAAUUUUGAAAUUUUUUCAAAUUUUGGAAAAAUUUCCUCAAAAUGGAUUGAUUAUACCAACUUGGAAUAAAGGGGCUGGUAUUUAUCAGAAUUAUUUCUAUUUGCUACAAAAGAAUACACAUGAUAUUGAAGUUAUAAAUUUUUUAAUUGACAAUUUGAAUUUAACAUCAUCUAAAACUACCAUUAAUCAAAAAUUUGCAUUAAAUAUUAUUUCAAAAUUUGUUGGUGAAUUAGCUUUAGAAAAUGCUGGUAUUAUAACACAACAGAAGAAGAAGAUCACGAAGUUACCAUUGGACGAAGUCAAUAAGGUAUUUUUUGAGAGAUUUAUAAAGAACCUAGAAUAA
Messenger RNA from Lodderomyces pseudojiufengensis, 3420 nucleotides. RefSeq names its product nucleocytoplasmic transporter. The coding region runs from base 1 to 3420 and encodes 1139 amino acids. The record is from RefSeq and is a predicted model, not a curated record. The transcript has a single exon. Lineage: Eukaryota; Fungi; Ascomycota; Pichiomycetes; Serinales; Debaryomycetaceae. Gene Ontology annotation, cellular component: nuclear pore; nuclear pore cytoplasmic filaments. Gene Ontology annotation, biological process: post-transcriptional tethering of RNA polymerase II gene DNA at nuclear periphery; protein import into nucleus; RNA export from nucleus. Gene Ontology annotation, molecular function: structural constituent of nuclear pore.